Messenger RNA from Hippopotamus amphibius kiboko, 7940 nucleotides. RefSeq names its product discs large MAGUK scaffold protein 5 (gene DLG5). Gene Ontology annotation, biological process: regulation of apoptotic process. The transcript has 32 exons. The coding region runs from base 77 to 5953 and encodes 1958 amino acids. Lineage: Eukaryota; Metazoa; Chordata; Mammalia; Artiodactyla; Hippopotamidae. Gene Ontology annotation, molecular function: protein binding. The record is from RefSeq and is a predicted model, not a curated record.
CCGCCCGCGCGCCCGCCGGCCUCGGGGAGCCCGGGAGCCGUCCGGCGGGGCGGGGCGGGGCGGCGCGGCCGCCACCAUGGAGCCCCGGCGCCGGGAGCUGCUCGCCCAGUGUCAGCAGAGCCUGGCCCAGGCCAUGACGGAGGUGGAGGCCGUGCUCGGGCUGCUCGAGGCCGCGGGAGCGCUGAGCCCCGCCGAGCGGCGGCAGCUGGACGAGGAGGCGGGAGGCGCCAAGGCGGAGCUGCUGCUUAAGCUGCUCCUGGCCAAGGAGCGGGACCACUUCCAGGAUCUGCGGGCGGCGCUGGAGAAGACGCAGCCUCACCUGCUGCCCAUUCUCUACCUGAACGGCGUCGUCGGGCCGCCGCAGCCCGCCGAGGGCGCCGGGUCCACCUACAGUGUCCUGUCCAUCAUGCCCUCAGACUCAGAGAGCAGCAGCUCCCUCAGCAGCGUGGGCACCACUGGGAAGGCGCCAUCCCCACCACCCCUGCUCACUGAGCGGCAAGUGAACGAGAAGGUGGAGAACCUCUCUAUUCAGCUGCGGCUGAUGACCCGGGAGAGGAAUGAGCUGCGGAAGCGCCUGGCCUUCGCCACCCAUGGGACCACCUUCGACAAGAGGCCCUACCACAGGCUGAAUCCGGACUACGAGAGGCUGAAGAUCCAGUGUGUGCGGGCCAUGUCAGACCUGCAGAGCCUGCAGAACCAGCACACCAACGCCCUGAAGAGGUGUGAGGAGGUGGCCAAGGAGACCGACUUCUACCACACGCUCCACAGCCGGCUCCUGAGCGACCAGACCCAGCUGAAGGAUGACGUGGACAUGCUGCGGCGGGAGAACGGACAGCUGCUGCGGGAACGUAACCUGCUCCAGCAGUCAUGGGAGGACAUGAAGCGGCUGCACGAGGAGGACCAGAAGGAGAUCGGCGACCUCCGGGCCCAGCAGCAGCAGGUGUUGAAGCACAACGGGUCAUCAGAAAUUCUCAACAAGCUGUAUGACACGGCCAUGGACAAGCUGGAGGUGGUUAAGAAGGACUAUGAUGCCCUGCGGAAGAGGUACAGUGAGAAAGUCGCCAUCCACAAUUCGGACCUGAGCCGCCUGGAGCAGCUGGAGGAGGAGAACCAGCGCCUGCUGAAGCAGACGGAGAUGCUGGCCCAGCAGAGGGACACGGCCAUCCAGCUGCAGCACCAGUGCGCCCUCUCCCUGAGGAGGUUCGAGGCCAUUCACCACGAGCUGAACAAGGCCACCGCCCAGAACAAGGACCUGCAGUGGGAGAUGGAGCUGCUGCAGUCGGAGCUGACGGAGUUGAGGACCACACAGGCAAAAACCGCCAAGGAGUCGGAGAAGUACAAGGAGGAGCGGGAUGCAGUGUACAGCGAGUACAAGCUCAUCAUGAGCGAGCGCGACCAGGUCAUCUCUGAGUUGGACAAGCUGCAGACCGAGGUGGAGCUGGCUGAGUCCAAGCUCAAGAGCAGCACGUCUGAGAAGAAGGCGGCCAGCGAGGAGAUGGAGGCACUGCGACAGAUCAAAGACACGGUGACAAUGGACGCUGGCAGAGCCAACAGGGAGGCCGAAAUCCUUCGAAAGCAGUGCAAGGCUCUGUGCCAGGAGCUGAAGGAAGCCCUCCAGGAGGCGGAUGUGGCCAAGUGCCGGCGGGACUGGGCCUUCCAGGAGCGGGACAAGAUCGUGGCUGAGCGGGACAGCAUCCGGACGCUCUGUGACAACCUGAGGCGGGAGCGGGACCGGGCGGUGAGCGAGCUGGCUGAGGCCCUGCGCAGCCUGGACGACACUCGAAAACAGAAGAACGAUGUCAGCCGGGAGCUGAAGGAGCUCAAGGAGCAGAUGGAGUCCCAGUUAGAAAAAGAGGCCCGGUUUCGGCAGCUGAUGGCCCACAGCUCCCAUGACUCAGCCAUCGACACAGACUCCAUGGAGUGGGAAACAGAAGUUGUAGAGUUUGAAAGGGAGACGGAGGAUAUUGACUUGAAGGCACUUGGUUUCGAUAUGGCAGAAGGUGUGAAUGAGCCUUGUUUGCCGGGGGACUGUGGCAUAUUUGUCACUAAAGUGGACAAAGGAAGCAUUGCUGAUGGCCGCUUACGGGUCAACGACUGGCUGCUGCGAAUCAACGAUGUAGACCUCAUCAACAAGGACAAGAAGCAGGCCAUCAAGGCUCUCCUCAAUGGGGAGGGGGCCAUCAACAUGGUUGUGCGUCGGAGAAAGUCCCUGGGUGGGAAGGUGGUCACACCGCUGCACAUCAACCUGAGCGGGCAUAAAGACAGCGGCAUCAGCCUGGAAAAUGGCGUGUAUGCUGCUGCCGUGGUGCCCGGAAGUCCAGCUGCCAAGGAGGGGUCCCUCGCCGUGGGAGACAGGAUUGUGGCUAUCAAUGGCAUUGCACUGGACAACAAGUCUCUGAAUGAGUGUGAAUCUCUGCUGCGGAGCUGCCAGGACUCCCUGACCCUCUCCCUCCUGAAGGUGUUCCCUCAGAGUGCCUCUUGGAGUGGCCAGAACAUCUUUGAAAACAUCAAGGACUCUGAUAAGAUGCUGAGCUUCAGAGCCCAUGGCCCGGAGGUCCAGGCUCAGAAUAAACGGAAUUUGAUGCAACACAACCACUCCACGCAGACGGACAUCUUCUGUGCGGAGAGGCUGGAGGACAGGAAGGAGUCGGGCCCCUCAGGAGGCAGUAGCUCCUUCCUGCCCAAGCCGUUCCCUCGGGGACCCUGCCCCGUCUCCCCCCAGGCCUGUCCCAGCGCCUCUGAGCGCAGCCUGAGCUCCUUCCGCUCGGAUGCCUCGGGGGAGCGUGGCUCUGGGCCGGUGGACGUGCGCAGCCGGCGGCCCCUGCUGCCCUUCGAGACUGAGGUGGGCCCCUGUGGGGUGGCAGAGGCUCCCCUGGACAAGGCAGAGUCCGAGAACGCCAACAGUGGCGGGACCUGGCCGAAGGCUGUGCUCAGCUCCACAGCGGGACCUGAGAAGCUCUCUGUUUACAAGAAGCCAAAGCAAAGAAAGUCUAUCUUUGACCCAAACACUUUCAAACGCCCCCAGACACCCCCCAAAAUAGACUACCUGCUCCCGGGCCCUGGGCCUGCCCACUCCCCCCUGCCCUCCAAGAGGGUGGGCCCUCUGACGCCCCCAAAACCUCCCAGGAGGGGUGACUCCAUUAAAUUCCAGCACAAGCUGGAAACCAGUUCUGAGUCAGAGGCCACUCUGGUGGGCAGCUCCCCAUCCACCAGCCCCCCAAGUGCCCUGCCCCCCGACAUGGACUCUGGGGAGCCCAUGCACGCCUCGCCUCCCCGCAAGGCCAGGGUCCGCAUUGCUUCUAGCUACUACCCUGAAGGGGACGGGGACUCCUCCUGCCUGCCGGCCAAGAAGCCCUGUGACGAGGACCUCACUUCCCAGAAGGUGGACGAGCUGGGGCAGAAGCGCCGCCGGCCGAAGUCUGCUCCCAGCUUUCGGCCCAAGCUUGCUCCGGUCGUGAUCCCUGCUCAGUUCCUAGAGGAGCAGAAGUGUAUCCCAGCCAGUGGAGAACUCUCCCCAGAUCUACAGGAGUGGUCCCCUUACUCACCAGGGCAUUCCAGCCGGCACAGCAACCCCCCCUUCUACCCCAGCAGGGCGUCUGUGGGCACUGUUCCCCGGAGUAUGACCCCGAGCACCACUGUGAGCUCCGUCCUGAGGAACCCCAUCUACACUGUGCGCAGCCAUAGGGUUGGACCUUGCAGCUCUCCACCUGUCCCCAGAGAGAUUGGCUCCCAGGGUUUGCAUCCCAGUGUCCAGCACCAGGGACGCCUGAGCCUGGACCUGAGCCCCAGGGCCUGCAGCGAUUGCUCUGAGAUGAGAGCCUCCCAUGGGUCCAACUCCCUGCCCUCCAGUGCCCGCCUCGGGUCUUCGAGCAACUUGCAGUUCAAGGCAGAACGUAUUAAAAUCCCAUCAACGCCAAGAUAUCCACGGUCUGUUGUGGGCUCUGACAGAGGCUCUCUGUCGCACUCGGAGUGCAGCACUCCCCCGCAGUCUCCUCUGAACGUGGAAGGCCUGUCCUCCUGUAGCCCGUCCCAGACCUCAGCCGCCACGUUGCCCAGAAUUGCCGUCAACCCCGCGGCCCUCGGGGAGCGCAGGAAGGACAGGCCGUAUGUGGAGGAGCCACGCCAUGUGAAGCUGCAGAAGGGCUCGGAGCCGCUGGGCAUCUCCAUCGUGAGUGGGGAGAAGGGCGGUGUCUACGUCUCCAAGGUGACCGGGGGGAGCAUCGCUCACCAGGCCGGCCUUGAGUAUGGGGACCAGUUACUUGAGUUCAAUGGCAUAAACCUGCGGAGCGCCACGGAGCAGCAGGCCCGGCUCAUCAUUGGGCAGCAGUGUGACACCAUCACCAUCCUGGCCCAGUACAACCCACACAUGCACCAACUCAGCAGCCACUCCCGGUCCAGCUCCCACCUGGAUCCUGUCGGUACCCACUCCACUAUCCAGGGCAGCGGUGCCACCACCCCGGAGCAUCCCUCUGUCAUUGACCCACUGAUGGAGCAGGACGAGGGCCCUGGCACCCCCCCGGCCAAGCAGAGCGCGCCCAGCUCCAGGAUGGUGGGAGAUGCCACCAAGAAGAGCCCAGAGCCACGAAUUGUCUUCAUCAAGAAGUCCCAACUGGAGCUAGGAGUGCACUUAUGUGGCGGGAAUCUGCAUGGGGUGUUUGUGGCCGAGGUGGAGGAUGACAGUCCCGCCAAGGCCCCCGACGGCCUCGCGCCCGGAGACCUCAUCCUUGAGUAUGGCAGUCUGGACGUGCGCAACAAGACGGUGGAGGAGGUCUACGUGGAGAUGCUGAAGCCCAAGGACAGCGUCCGCCUGAAGGUGCAGUACCGCCCUGAGGAGUUCACCAAGGUCAAAGGCCUACCUGGCGACAGCUUCUAUAUCAGGGCUCUGUAUGAGCGGCUGGCAGAGGUAGAGCAUGAGCUGAGCUUUAAGAAAGAUGACAUCCUCUACGUUGAUGACACCUUACCCCAGGGCUCAUUUGGGUCCUGGAUGGCCUGGCAGCUGGACGAGAAUGCCCAGAAGAUCCAGCGCGGGCAGAUCCCCAGCAAAUAUGUGAUGGACCAAGAAUUCUCCCGGAGGCUCAGCAUGUCUGAAGUCAAAGAUGACAACAGUGCCACAAAGACGCUCUCUGCAGCUGCACGCAGGUCCUUCUUUCGAAGGAAACAUAAGCACAAACGCAGCGGGUCCAAAGAUGGGAAAGACCUCCUUGCCUUGGACACCUUUUCCAAUGACUCCAUUCCACUCUUUGAAGAUUCGGUGAGCCUUGCCUAUCAGCGGGUCCAGAAAGUGGACUGCACCUCCCUGAGGCCCGUCCUGAUUCUGGGGCCUUUACUGGAUGUGGUGAAGGAAAUGCUGGUGAACGAGGCGCCCGGCAAGUUCUGCAGAUGCCCCCUGGAGGUGAUGAAGGCCUCCCAGCAGGCCAUCGAGCGGGGCGUCAAGGACUGCCUGUUUGUCGACUAUAAGCGGAGGAGCGGCCACUUUGAUGUGACCACAGUGGCUUCCAUUAAGGAGAUCACAGAAAAGAACCGGCACUGUCUCCUGGACGUUGCCCCUCACGCCAUCGAGCGGCUGCACCACAUGCACAUCUACCCCAUCGUCAUCUUCAUCCACUACAAGAGCGCCAAACAUGUCAAGGAACAGAGAGACCCCAUCUACCUGAAGGACAAGGUGACUCAGAGGCAUUCCAAAGAGCAGUUUGAGACGGCUCAGAAGAUUGAACAGGAGUACAGCAGGUACUUCACAGGAUCCUGCUGCCGAUUGGACCAUCACAACACACCCCAGGCUGCUUUCCAAUGUGCUGGGACUCCCCAUUGCAUGACUAGACAAACCAGCCCAAAGCAUCAUUGCAGUGGGGCCUGGCAAUGCAAGUGCGCGGUCAAAUCCUGUUACCCCUGUUACAGAGACCAGGGCAGCCUGGCAAAAUUGGACACCAGCCUUCAUUUGAGCCUAAAAUUUUAACAUCCUGUGGGACAAUUGCCGAGAGGGAUAGAUAAAAAGCGGAAGUGAUUUGCAUUCAGCUCUUUUUCUUUUCCAAUUUCUCACUGAUGGAAGAGAGUGAGGUGGGAGUGGGGCAGGAGGGCCAAGUAGCUCAAAGCAGGCAGAACACCAGGAAGAGUAAAAGAUGUUUAUUUGCCUCCACCCUGGGGUCUGCCUCUGAGCCAAUGACAUGUGUGUUUGGGGGCUCUCUUGCAGGGGUCGUCCAGGGAGGAGCCCUAUCGAGCAUUUGCACUCAGAUCUUGGCAAUGGUCAAUCAAGAGCAAAAUAAAGUCCUGUGGAUCCCAGCCUGCCCUCUCUAGAACGCGGUGCUGGGGACGACUGCCACUUGGCCACCAGCGUGACUGCCUGGCUCAGCUCUUUUUAGUGACUAAAGAUAGAUGUCUCUGUAUAUAAACCCGAAGGGGAAGGAUCUAUGAACCAGGACUCCAGAAGCACCUCCUUUGUAGACAGAGGGCCGCAGACGAAUGGGAUCCGGGCCCCGGCCAACAGACUGUGUUCCUCUCACACGUGUGCUUUAAGACAAAAGACUCUGUAGAGGGGCUCAAUACCAACCUUUCUUGUAGCCAGCUCAUCAGAGAUGCUGCAAAGAGAACUUUUCAGAUCACAAGUUUACAAGCCUUUUCUAAGUAUUCGGUUGUUUAUGUUUACUUGAACGGCUCCACGUUGUCGCUGCCCAGUCCCUGCCCUUUCCUCACUGUCGCUUUGGUGUUGGUUUUGUGCCGGUUUUCAGCGAGACGACUCUGGAACCUCGUUGGGGGCCACUUUGCUUUGGGAGGUUCUCAUCAGUGGGACCAGAGCUUUGACAAACGGACUGCUCCUCGGCAGCACCUCUCCUGGGAGGGCUGCGGCUGUGGCUGCUUCGACAGUCGCUGGGUGUGGAACUGGUGCCUUUGUGGGGCCGACUCCCCAGCGGCAGUGUGUUCCCCUCCUGCACAGAGGAAGGCCACUUCCGCCGUCUUGUGGACGCACCCCUCAGACUUCGUCUCCUGCCUUCUGCGUCCUCUUCUCGUCCACCUGCAUUCAUUAUUCCAGCGUUCUCUCUGGUCCUCGGAGCUUCGUGGGUUCACUGUGACACACCCAGCUCCGGGCAGGGUGUUAGGCUGGGGCCGACGCAUGCUUAGGCUGGGUCCUCUUUAGAUUCUGUGAAUAGUGACAGCCUUUACCAGUGCAGAUGUUGCAGGGUAAUUCCUAAACGCUCUGGAGUGGGGCAGGCACAUCAGCUCUGUUUGAUAUAAAAACAUUUAUGUUUCAGACUUUGAACAGAGAGCUCUUAUGGAAGCUUAAGGAUUAGUGCAGUCACUGUCAAAACUCAGAAAAGAGAAACUGGGAUCUGUCUAGUCUUGGCUUUUGGCACUCACAACAUGAGCAUUGCUCCAUGAGGGUGGCUUUGUUUUGGAUUUGUGUUUUGUUUUUAAACGCUUCUGACGCUGGAUACCUCUGGCUGAAGAUUUGAUGUGGUUCCUCCUUAAACUGUGCAUCUUGUUAAUAAUAGGUACUGUACGGGGCUCCGGGUAAGUGUCACUGGGGUAGGACCUCUAUUUUAAUACUGUUCCUAACAUUUCAUUUUACUAGCAAGAGAUCGCUGAUUCCAUUUUAUUCUUUGUAAUUCUAGACACUAGAUUAUAGUUUAGCCAUACUGACAUUUUUUAAAAAGGGAUAUAUUUUCUUGCACAGUCGUUCAAAAAGAAACACGUUUCAGUCCUCAGUGCUGCCCUUCGUUUCACAGGUACACUCGUUCCGGCUCAGACAACUGGGACUGACCGCAGGCUGUCGCGGGGUCUCCCUGGCACCCUGUGGGGCCGCUGCUCUGGGUGGCAGGGGUGGGACAGUGACGGUACAGUGUGCACAGGUACUUUUCUGACAGACUGGGAGUUUCUGUACUAAAACCUUCCUUUGUAUCAAAAGUUAAACAGACUUUAGUACAAUAAAUAAAGGUCAAUUUCUGUAA